AUGUUGGAAGCUUUCGAAGGAGGUUGCAAAAUUUUAUUUCAUUACAAACCAAAAAAAAAACAAAAAUGCAUACAUAGUGUAAGAGAUUUGUCGCUUUUAUUUACAAAUGACUUUACAAAAAAGAACCAUCAUGAUGGAUUUGUACUAUUGUCAGCAAGAUCAGAUAUAAAAAAUGAAACUGUUUUGGAAUUACAAAUAAUCCUGGGAGCUUUAGUAAUCUUGUAA
Messenger RNA from Clunio marinus, 225 nucleotides. NCBI's taxonomy places the organism in Eukaryota, Metazoa, Arthropoda, Insecta, Diptera, Chironomidae. The record is from the annotation of a GenBank genome assembly.